GCCGGUCUUGUCACGGCCGCGGGAACAGGAAACCCAGGCAGGACACUUGGAGCGAGCCACCCGCCGCCACGCCCGCCAGCCGCAGCCCUCUCCUGCCCACCGCUGCUGCCCCCGCCCCCUGCCCUGCCUACGCUCCUCCCCGAUCCCCUUCCGGUGCCGUGCGGGAGAGAGAGAGAGAGAGGCGGCGAUGGCGAGGCACUUCCUGCUCAACACUGGGGCCAAGAUCCCCUCGGUGGGGCUCGGCACCUGGCAGGCCGACCCCGGCGUCGUCGGCGCCGCCGUCUACGCCGCCGUCAAGGCGGGGUACCGGCACAUCGAUUGCGCCAGAGUCUACGGCAACGAAAAGGAGAUCGGUUUGGCGCUGAAGAAGCUAUUUGAAGAGGGCGUAGUGAAGCGCGAGGAUCUGUUUAUCACCUCUAAGCUAUGGAAUGAUCAUCAUGCUCCUGAAGAUGUGCCAGAGGCACUAAAUGAAAGCCUGAAUGAUUUGCAGCUUGAUUACUUGGAUCUUUAUCUUAUCCAUUGGCCGUUUAGAGUCAAGAAGGGAACUAACAACAACCCUGAAAACUUCGUUACACCUGACAUCCCUGCUACUUGGGGGGCAAUGGAGAAGUUACAUGAUGCUGGCAAAGCUCGCGCGAUUGGUGUGAGUAACUUUUCAUCAAAGAAGUUGGGUGACUUGCUUGCUGUAGCUCGUGUACCUCCAGCUGUUGAUCAGGUGGAAUGCCAUCCUUGCUGGCAGCAAACUAAGCUCCACAACUUUUGUCAGUCAGCUGGUGUUCAUCUUAGUGCUUACUCGCCACUCGGUUCACCUGGUACUACUUGGAUGAAUGGUAACAUCCUUAAAGAACCAAUAAUCAUCUCAAUAUCUGAGAAACUCGGGAAGACACCUGCACAAGUGGCUCUGCGCUGGAACAUUCAGAUGGGUCACAGCGUACUACCAAAGAGCACGAAUCAAGAAAGGAUAAAGCAAAACCUUGAUGUUCAUGAUUGGUCAAUUCCAGAUGACAUGCUUGCAAAGUUCUCGGAAAUUAAGGAGGCUAGGCUGCUCAGAGGCAACUUCGCCGUUAAUCCACAGAGUGUUUACAAGACCCACGAGGAGCUGUGGGACGGUGAGAUUUAGGAAGGCUGGUGUCGCUGAUCCUGAGCAGGGAGCAGCAAGUAUACAUAUCAGGGCUUGUCAAUUCGUUUAUCUCAGGAUUCACUCUUCAGAGAGCAAGGUUCAGUGCUCUGAGCUUUGAGAUUCUAUCCUUUAUCUCGAUUCACGAACUAUGUUGUCAGCAGCUUCACUAUUUAUGUUGUUUUUAGACAAAGCUUCAUUAUUAAUGUGCCCUUGGGGAUAUUGUGCCAUGGGCGUUGCGUUUUGGGUCUUCUGUUCUGUUUUGAUCCCGAAGAGAAUCAUGAAUCUAGUGUGUGAUUUCUCGCGUGACGAAAGCUGGAGGCAACGGCUUCGGCCCUUUAUGUUGUUUCA
This is a messenger RNA of Triticum urartu, 1468 nucleotides long. Its product is annotated as aldo-keto reductase family 4 member C10-like. NCBI's taxonomy places the organism in Eukaryota, Viridiplantae, Streptophyta, Magnoliopsida, Poales, Poaceae. The record is from RefSeq and is a predicted model, not a curated record. Gene Ontology annotation, molecular function: oxidoreductase activity.